AUGAGACUUAUUUUUGUCGCUGUGGCGGUUGCGGCUUUGUUGAAAGAAAAUCUAGCGCUUCCAGUGGGAAAAGAAGGGCAGAGAGAAGAUGUGGUAACACGCUGUUUGGUUGAAGUCCUGUCCAAAGCUCUUUCCAAACCGGACUCCCAGCUGGAUCAGGAAUGCAAAGAUAUUCUCCAAGCAGGGGUUAAACAUGCCCCGCUGGACAAGAAGAGUGGAGAGGGGAUAGCAACUCAUGGAGAGGUGGCCAAAGGUCACCCUGAGGCAAAGGCAGCAGAUGUGAAAGACAUCGAGGCUCUCCUACAAUCCGUGGAGGAAAAAAGAGAAAUCCCCGAAGACGAACGCAGCCAAGAAUCCUGGAGUCUGGGUGAUGAGAAGGAGAAGAGACACGAGAACGAAGAGGAAGGAGCGCGGGAGAAGAGGAGCAGCUGGAAGCCUGGAAGAUACCACCAAAGAAAACACAAACGCAAUGAGGAAUCUUUAGGAGGAGAGAGGGAGGAGCCAGAGGAAGAACGUAGCCAAGAGUCCUGGGAUGUGGACAAAAGGCAAGGAAACGAGGACGAGGAGGAGAGAGACAAGCGCAUAUGGAAGCCCACACAUCGUUACCACCACAAGAAAAAGUUCCACAAACGUAGUGAUGAACCAUUGGAGGAAGAAGAGGAUGGCGAACGCAGCCAGGAGUCCUGGGCUCUCGACAAGAGGGACUGGAGGGCUGGAAGGUACCACCAGAGGAGACACAAGCGUGACGAAGAGCUCGCCGAAGAAGCCAGGGAAGAGCCAGAAGAAGAACGCAGCCAAGAAUCUUGGGGUCUCGACAAGAGGGACUGGAGGGCCGGCAGAUUCCACCAGAGGAGACACAAACGUGACGAAGAGCUCUCCGAGGAAGCCAGGGAAGAGCCAGAAGAAGAACGCAGCCAGGAAUCUUGGGGUCUUGACAAGAGGGACUGGAGGGCCGGCAGAUUCCACCAGAGGAGACACAAACGUGACGAAGAGCUCUCCGAGGAAGCCAGGGAAGAGCCAGAAGAAGAAGGCAGCCAAGAGUCCUGGGACUUUGAUGCUGGAAGAGAAAAGAGGGACUGGAGGGCCGACAGGUACCACCAGAGGAGACACAAGCGUGAUGAAGAGCUCUCCGAGGAAGCCAGGGAAGAGCCAGAAGAAGAACGCAGCCAGGAAUCUUGGGGUCUCGACAAGAGGGACUGGAGGGCUGGAAGGUACCACCAGAGGAGACACAAACGUGACGAAGAGCUCUCAGAAGAAGCCAGGGAAGAGCCCGAUGAAGAACGCAGCCAGGAGUCCUGGGACUUUGAUGCUGGAAGAGAAAAGAGGGACUGGAGGGCCGGCAGGUACCACCAGAGGAGACACAAGCGUGACGAAGAGCUCUCAGAGGAGGUGAGAGAAGAGCCGGAGGGGGAACGCAGCCAGGAGUCCUGGGGCCUCGACAAAAGAGAUGGAAAAGAAGAGCAAGAAAUAGAAAAGCGUAUAUGGAAACCGACACAUCGAUACCACCAUAAAAAGAAGUUUCACAAGCGUGGCGGAGGCUCAUCAGAAGAAGAGGAAGAACAGAGGGGCGAUUCAGAGGAAUACGAGGAGACGGCAAAGGACGGGGACCAAAUGGAUGAACUGGCCAAGUUGCUGAGCUAUAAGAUAAACCAGCUUGCCAGCCAUUCUAAUCAAGAGGAGCCAAAGAGGAGCAUGCACCAGAGAGCACUUACCCCGCAGGAGGAGAAAGAGCUGGAAAAUCUUGCAGUGAUGGACACAGAGCUGCAGAAAAUCGCUGCCAAGUUGCAUGACAACAGUGCAUAA
Perca flavescens (yellow perch) is the source of this 1803-nucleotide messenger RNA. RefSeq names its product chromogranin B (gene chgb). Gene Ontology annotation, cellular component: secretory granule. The record is from RefSeq and is a predicted model, not a curated record. The coding region runs from base 1 to 1803 and encodes 600 amino acids. Lineage: Eukaryota; Metazoa; Chordata; Actinopteri; Perciformes; Percidae. The transcript is spliced from 6 exons.